Dermacentor albipictus is the source of this 1130-nucleotide messenger RNA. Its product is annotated as leucine-rich repeat transmembrane protein FLRT1-like. Gene Ontology annotation, molecular function: protein binding. The record is from RefSeq and is a predicted model, not a curated record. NCBI's taxonomy places the organism in Eukaryota, Metazoa, Arthropoda, Arachnida, Ixodida, Ixodidae.
UCAGCAGUAUCCAUUUAGAAGUGAUAUCUCCGCCGACGGCGGUUAGCUUUCCGUAGGAAAUCGUAAGACUUCGCACGCAUCGCAACAUCGCAGAAGAUGGGAUGGUGGAGCCUUUCUCCUGUUAUCCUGGCUUUGGCGUGCUUGGACCUCGCGGCAGCGUACUGCCCAGACGCGGCCACGCUGAAACCAUGCACGUGCGACCAUUUUGGGAUUAACUGUAUGCGCGCCAACAGCACGGCUCAGCUGAGAUGGGUCUUCGGGAGCGGUAACGCGACGACCCGAGAACACAACGAGCUGUGGAUUCAGAAGACUCCCAUCACGUCCUUCCCGAGCGACGUGCUUGGAAACUUCAAGUUCUACGAGGUCCACUUGGAGCACAACGCCAACCUGAGCUCCUUCACUUUGGAUGCUUUCGAGAACUUCAAGCAGCUUCUAAGCGUGCUAAGCGUGUACGGGAACGCCUUGCGGACAUUCGAAUUUGAAAAACUGCAGCAUUUCCCGUUGCUGGAGGCUCUCAACAUGGGCGACAAUCAGCUAUCCCGCAUCCCGGCGAACGCGUUCCGUAGCACGAGCCUGCAGAAGCUCAUGCUGACGGGCAACCCGAUAACUAACAUUGGUGCGAAGGCGUUCUUCGGCCUGUCCAGUCUCAAGUAUCUGCUUCUCAGCCGCACGAGGCUCAUGACACUGGGACCGCACUCGCUGUCAAUACCGCGCGCUCAUCCAGAGCUCAAGAUUCACGUCGCUGAUGGCCUGAUCAGCACCAUUCACCCAAGUGCUUUCGGCUCUACGUCUCCUCUCGUGAUGAACCUGUCUUCCAACAACCUGACCACGCUGGAAGGGCAUCCGUUCGAAGCCCUCGUCAAACGCAUGUUGCGCAACGGCAAGCGACUGAACAGGCUGCCGCUCCUGGCCAUCAGAGGAAAUCCCCUCACCUGCCGUGACUGCUCCUACGCAUGGCUCAUCCCGUACAGGUUCAACUCGACGAUGCAAAGCGUUCUCCGGGGAUUCCGGUGUGCUGAUGGUUCUGGCUUGUCUACCAUAAGCGCUCGAAAAAUCGCCUGCAAGUCUUCGUGGAACUACAUGAACGUCGGUUAACGCGUCUAAAGCACGCGCAUACGUCGCCCUUGAAA